AUGUUUGCACAGACCGUGUCCAGUAUAGCUGAACUGGUAAUUCCUACAGCUUCAAUACCAGCAGUAGGAUACACUAUUAACCCAUACAUGCAGCUCCCUUAUUACGGUAUAUCCACUACAGCUCAGGAUACACAGCAAGCUGAUAAACCGGGUGUAAAUAAAUCAUCAAAUUCACAGGCUACACAGGAUGAUACAUCAGAUGAUGAUAGCUCUAUGUACUCUGCUUCAUCAUGUCAAGAACAGGUGGAAGAUGAAUGUAACAGAAGGAAUAUCUCGGUAGAAAAUCUAAUUUCAUCUUCAGGUUGUAAAAUAGAAGCUGAUGACAUCACACAAGAUUCUCCUGGAGAAACCCCUACUGCCCUACUUGUACCUCCUGUACCUCACAAUGUGCUUGUGUCAUGUGGUCCCUCUAAUCAAAGGGAAUGUUCUGAUAACACUGAUAUUGGGUCAUCUUCUACAGCUCUGACAGUAGAUAAAAUAUUUCCCUGUUCUAUAGAUGACAGAUGUUUUACACAGACCGCACAGCUUAUAACCAAUCAUCCAGCUAAGGGAGGUGAGAAACCAUUUCCAUGUUCUGAGUGUGGGAAAUGUUUUACCGAUAAAUCAAAUCUUGUUACACAUCAGAGAAGUCACACAGGUGACAAGCCAUUUCCAUGUUCUGAGUGUGGGAAAAGUUUUACAUACAAGUCACAUCUUGUUGCACAUCAGAGAAGUCAAACAGGCGAGAAGCCAUUUCCAUGUUCUGAGUGUGGGAAAUGUUUUAAACACAAGUCAGUUCUUGUUAAACAUCAGAGAAGUCACACAGGUGAGAAGCCGUUUCCAUGUUCACAGUGUGGGAAAUGUUUUGCUGAUAAAUCAAAUCUUGUUAAACAUCAGAGAAGUCACACAGGUGACAAGCCAUUUCCAUGUUCUGAGUGUGGGAAAAGUUUUACAUACAAGUCACAUCUUGUUGCACAUCAGAGAAGUCAAACAGGCGAGAAGCCAUUUCCAUGUUCUGAGUGUGGGAAAUGUUUUAAACACAAGUCAGUUCUUGUUAAACAUCAGAGAAGUCAAACAGGCGAGAAGCCAUUUCCAUGUUCUGAGUGUGGGAAAUGUUUUAAACACAAGUCAGUUCUUGUUAAACAUCAGAGAAGUCACACAGGUGAGAAGCCAUUUCCAUGUUCACAGUGUGGGAAAUGUUUUGCUGAUAAAUCAAAUCUUGUUAAACAUCAGAGAAGUCACACAGGUAACAAGCCAUUUCCAUGUUCUGAGUGUGGGAAAUGUUUUACCUGGAAAUCACGUCUAUUUCUACAUGAGAGAAUACAUACAGGUGAGAAGCCAUUUCCAUGUUCUGAGUGUGGGAAAAGUUUUACAUACAAGUCACGUCUUGUUACACAUCAGAGAAGUCACACAGGUGAGAGGCCAUUUCCAUGUUCUGAGUGUGGGAAAUGUUUUACAUGGAAAUCACUUCUAUUUCUACAUGAGAGAAUACAUACAGGUGAGAAGCCAUUUCCAUGUUCUGAGUGUGGGAAAAGUUUUACAUACAAGUCACGUCUUGUUACACAUCAGAGAAGUCACACAGGUGAGAGGCCAUUUCCAUGUUCUGAGUGUGGGAAAUGUUUUACACAUAAAUCAAAUCUUGUUCUACAUGAGAGAAUACAUACAGGUGAGAAGCCAUUUCCAUGCUCACAGUGUGGGAAAUGUUUUACUGAUAAAUCAAAUCUUGUUAAACAUCAGAGAAGUCACACAGGUGAAAAGCCAUUUCCAUGUUCUGAGUGUGGGAAACGUUUUACACACAAGUCACAUCUUGUUGCACAUCAGAGAAGUCACACAGGUGAGAGGCCAUUUCCAUGUUCUGAGUGUGGGAAAUGUUUUACACACAGCUCAAGUCUUGUUAAACAUCAGAGACGUCACACAGGUGAGAAACCAUUUCCAUGUUCUGAGUGUGGGAAAUGUUUUACUGAUAAAUCAGAUCUUGUUACACAUCAGAGAAGUCACACAGGUGACGAGCCAUUUCCAUGUUCUGAGUGUGGGAAAUGUUUUACAUACAACUCACGUCUUGUUAAACAUCAGAGAAGUCACACAGGUGAGAAACCAUUUCCAUGUUCUGAGUGUGGGAAAUGUUUUACCGAUAAAUCAUAUCUUGUUACACAUCAGAGAAGUCACACAGGUGAUAAACCAUUUCCAUGUUCUGAGUGUGGGAAAAGUUUUACCGAUAAAUCACAUCUUGUUACACAUCAGAGAAGUCACACAGAUGACAAGCCAUUUCCAUGUUCUGAGUGUGGGAAAAGUUUUACACAGAAGUCACAUCUUGUUGCACAUCAGAGAAGUCACACAGGUGAGAAACCAUUUCCAUGUUCUGAGUGUGGGAAAUGUUUUAGAGAUAAAUCAUCUGUUGUUAGACAUCAGAAACUUCACACACAUGAGAAUGUGUAACAUGACAGUAAUCGAAUCUUGAUAAAACUAUACUUUAUUAACACUAUAUAAAAUUUGUAUAUAUGCAGAUGGAAAGUUAUUUAUCUUACAAAUAAAUCUAAUUUCUCACAUAUUUUUUGUUAAA
Messenger RNA from Pseudophryne corroboree (corroboree frog), 2539 nucleotides. RefSeq names its product oocyte zinc finger protein XlCOF6-like. Gene Ontology annotation, molecular function: DNA-binding transcription factor activity, RNA polymerase II-specific; RNA polymerase II cis-regulatory region sequence-specific DNA binding. The transcript has 3 exons. The record is from RefSeq and is a predicted model, not a curated record. The coding region runs from base 1 to 2415 and encodes 804 amino acids. Gene Ontology annotation, cellular component: nucleus. Lineage: Eukaryota; Metazoa; Chordata; Amphibia; Anura; Myobatrachidae. Gene Ontology annotation, biological process: regulation of transcription by RNA polymerase II.